AAGCGGGGCGGGUGCGGGCAGAGCGCGCUGUAGCCGGGUCUACAGCGGGCGAGUGUGUGACCCCCCCUCCCCUCCCCCCCCCGGCUAUGGCGCCUCAGAAACACGGCGGCCCCACAAACACCGGACCACCCCCGGGGGGAGCGGCGCCCAUCAAGAGGGCCAAGAUGGAGCAGAUCCGACACGACCACGAGCUCUUCCUGCAGGCCUUCGAGAAACCCACCCAGAUAUAUCGGUUUCUGAGGACACGGAAUCUUAUUGCCCCAAUAUUUUUGCAUCGGACGCUCACAUACAUGUCACACCGCAACUCCCGAUCAAAUGCCAUAAGGUGA
Messenger RNA from Rana temporaria (common frog), 329 nucleotides. Its product is annotated as polycomb protein suz12-like. Gene Ontology annotation, molecular function: chromatin DNA binding. The transcript is spliced from 3 exons. Lineage: Eukaryota; Metazoa; Chordata; Amphibia; Anura; Ranidae. The record is from RefSeq and is a predicted model, not a curated record. Gene Ontology annotation, cellular component: nucleus; ESC/E(Z) complex. The coding region runs from base 87 to 329 and encodes 80 amino acids.